AUGGAUCGGCGCUAUGAUGAUUCACCCCAUCGCUGGGUCAUCUGUGGCAAUAGCAUCGGCGGUCUCAUUGCGCUCAUGACCGGGGUGAUGCUUCAGCAUCGCCAAGUCACCACGUCGUCCAUUGUUGCCGCCGAUAACCCGAUCGAUACGAUGAAGCAUUACCCGAAAGAGGAGCGCCAGCGCGAUCGCCUCGCUGGACUCGUGCUUUUGAACUGCGCGGGCGGUCUCACGGGUAUUCGAUUUUCCGAGCUAUCGCCGAUUGGUGCGGCUUUGUGGUGGCUCUUCACGACCAUUUUCUUCCGUUCACCGCUUGUUUACUGGCUCUUCGAGCGUAUUCGCAGACCAGCUUCCUUACGACAGACGUUGCGCCAGAUUUAUCGAAACGCCGAGGCCAUCACCGAAGAGCUCAUAGAGAUUCUGCGAGCGCCCGCACAUGACGAUGGUGCUCGUGACGUCUUCGCCGCCGUCCUGCGCGGAGACGCGGGCCCGACGCCGCGAGAGCUCCUCCAACAGCUAUCGCCGGAGAAGCAAGUGCUGGUGCUCUGGGGCCGCGACGAUCCAUGGACUCCCUUCGAUCGAGGGCUUCAUCCGGGUACGGCGUUCCCGAACUGGGUUCCAGUACCAACGCAGCUGCGUCUUAUUUGCAUUGAGGAUUGUGGACAUUGUCCCCAUGACGAUGCACCCGAGCGCGUCAAUGCAGAGAUGUGCACCUUUUUGAGAGAGCUCUGGCUGGUCGAACAAGACCGCCGUGGCCAGCAGACAAGCGAUCUUUGA
This is a messenger RNA of Cyanidioschyzon merolae strain 10D, 774 nucleotides long. RefSeq lists its product as hypothetical. The transcript has a single exon. Gene Ontology annotation, biological process: chlorophyll metabolic process. Bases 1 to 774 code for a protein of 257 amino acids. Lineage: Eukaryota; Rhodophyta; Bangiophyceae; Cyanidiales; Cyanidiaceae. Gene Ontology annotation, cellular component: chloroplast. The record is from RefSeq and is a predicted model, not a curated record. Gene Ontology annotation, molecular function: chlorophyllase activity.